Molecule: messenger RNA, 8448 nt
Organism: Acipenser ruthenus (sterlet)
Lineage: Eukaryota; Metazoa; Chordata; Actinopteri; Acipenseriformes; Acipenseridae
Product: pleckstrin homology-like domain family B member 1
Exons: 29
Coding region: 804-5747 (1647 amino acids)
Biological process (GO): regulation of microtubule cytoskeleton organization
Cellular component (GO): basal cortex
Molecular function (GO): protein binding
Source: RefSeq, a predicted model, not a curated record
CCUCUCUCCCAGCGCAGACUGGUAACAGCUCGGCCAGGUCGCUGCAGCCCAGCACUCGACAGAACUCUUAGGACUCGGGUUCAAGACCAGCAAAACCCCUCUUCUGUGGAUCUGGCUUCAUAGCGUGGACUUGAGAAGAAUCAGGAACAGGAGGGAUUUUUACCAGUUUGAUGGUUUUCAUCCCAAUCACUGGGGGAGCAUCCUUGUUCCGUGACUUUUGAUAAGACUCCGGGGGUCCUGUUUUGUAUUUCAGAGACAGAGAGGUGAGAAGCAGGGAGCGGUGUGCGAUUUUAAAAACUUGAAUUUUCUAUUUCAUAUUUUGUUUAACAUUAUAAUAAUUUAAGCACCGUUCCUACGCAGACUGAAUAAAGUCUGUCCCUCCCUCCCUCCCUCCCUCCCUCCCCUGCACACCUGGCUUCUUGCCCCUGGCUUGGAGCUCCUUCUCUGGGUGUAGGACUUGGCCUCGCUCUCUCUUACUCAGAUACUUUCUGUGCGCUGCUGUCUGGAGCUUGUCGCUGUGCCUACAGCCUCUGGGCAGGGACUGCUCUGCUGGAGUAGACUGGCACAGGGGGAGCGGCUGGGGUUGCAUUGUCUGGCACUGUUAAACCAGGUCACCCAGCACUGACCCAUUGGACCUGCACACUGAGCUGUAUUCUUCUGAGUUUUCUGUUCGGACCUGCUGGUGCUGCUCGGGUUUGCGAUUGCCCAAGCUUGCUCUGUCUAGAUCUCAACACUGGCCUUGCGGACGCUGUUCAGACGCUUUAAGGGUAUUGGGGGGUGCCUGUCCCGUGUUAAACCCUGAGAUGGAUCACAGCGUUACCCCUGCAGACCCCCGAGUGAGGGUGCUCCUGGCUUCACUGCUGAAAACCAAAAUCCAGCUGAUUCGAGAGGAUCCCCACGGCUGUGAUGGAGUGAUUGACAACGCUGUUGCCAUGGAGAACUUGAACAGGAACUUGACAGAGCACGGCCGACAGACACACCAGAUUCUACAGGGCACCCCUCUGGACCUGAUUGAGACGGGGAAGGGGCUGAAGGUGCAAGCAGAGCGCCCCCACCUGGUGAGUCUAGGAAGUGGUCGCCUCAGCACUGCCAUCACACUGCUGCCCCUGGCUGAAGGACGAACUACAAUUGGCUCUGCUGCGAAAGAUAUCAGUGUGCAGGGCCCGGGCAUCGCUGGCCAGCACUGCUACAUCGUGAAUCAGAACGGGGUCAUCACGCUGCACCCCUGCGGGAACCCCUGCUCCAUCGACGGCAUCCCUGUCACCAAGCCCGUCCGCCUUACACAAGGGUGUAUGCUGAGUUUCGGACAGUCAACCUUUUUCCGGUUCAACCACCCAGCUGAAGCGAUCAGGAUGAAGAGUAUGAUGCCAGGGAGUGGGCGGGGUCAGUACGGGGUCAACACGGAUGCAGAGAGCCUGGUCAAUGGAAACCACCAGCUCGGGCUGCUUGACUCCCGCGGUAGCCCUCGUGAGAGGCUCAGGCCUGGCCACAGCUCCCUGGUCAGCUCCAUUGAGAAGGACCUGCAGGACAUCAUGGACUCCUUAGCAAUAGAGGACCCACAGGCUGCCUGCUCCUCAUCCCAGCAGAGGAAGGCUUCCUCCAGUAACCCCCUGGCUCAGUCCCCCUUGUCUCCCGUGGUAAACGGGGGCGGACGUUACCUGCUGUCCCCUCCGAUGAGCCCCGGUGCCAUGUCUGAGGGCUCCAGCUACGAGAACACCUCUCCCCCCUUCUCUCCCCUGUCCUCCCCUUCCGCGGCCAGCUGCGAGAGCUACACCAGCCCCUCUCCCAGCGGCCAGGAUCAAGUCCUACCCUUACCCCCUGUGCCUGUGCGAUCCUCCAGCUACAACCACGCAGUCCAGCCGCCCAUUCCUAUGCCCAGAAGCACAGUGCCAGGGCCCCAGAGGGUGUCAGAGAGCCCCAGGCUACAGAGAGGGGCGUUCCUGGAGGCCCCUCCAAGCCCCACGUUGAGCCGGAGGUCCCAGGAGAUCCCCAGGAUAGCUCCGGAGAGCCCCAGGAUGGCUCAUCUGCCUUCCAUUCCUGGAGAUUUCAGGUCUCCCGGGUGGAACCAGGUUGGUGCGGUCCCGGGGAGCCCCAGAAUGACCCCCAAGCUGCACCACGCCGCCCCAUCCAGCCCCAGAACCAAAUCGGGCACUCUGCUCCAAGAGAGGUCAUCCAGCCCUUUCCGGGAGCCGCCAGCUAUCGACCGCAUGCUCACUGCCAGCCCCUCCAGGCAGCUGAGCCAGAACGCCAGGGCCUUCCAGCACCUGGAGCCGGGCUCUGGCUUUGUGCACAUCAGCCCCGGAGCUCCGCAGCCGCACCCCAGGACUCUGCAGCCCCCGGAGAGCCCCCGUGUGGGGCGCCGCAUCCCGGAGAGCAUGCGUGAGCUGCCCCCUCUCAGCCCCUCGCUGUCCCGCAGGGGAAUGGCCACACCUCUGCCCGGGCCGUCGCCCAUCCUGAGGGUUCCGGAGGCUGGGAAGCUCUCGGUGCCGGAGAGCCCCAGGUUGCGCCGCAAAGCUGGCUCCCCUCCAGAAGAGCUUCACAGUGGGGCAGGCACUGCCAGGCCACGGCGAGCACGGAGCCCUUCCCCGACCCUCCAGCAGGGGGUGGACGGCGGAGGCGUCAGGAAGGCCAGCUACGGCAAUGCCCUCUCACCCGCCUACAGCCUGGGCUCCCUGCCAGGGUCCUCUCCGCAGCCCAGCCCCCGCACGCACAGGAAGAUGUCAGGGGGUGCCGGAGAGCUGAGGCCCUCCCACCCUGGCAUGCGUGAACGCAAGAACAGCAUCACGGAGAUCAGCGACAACGAGGAUGAGCUGCUGGAGUACCACCGUCGGCAGAGAGAGGAGCGACUGAGAGAACAGGAGAUGGGCAGGCUGGAGAAGCAGCGUUUGGAGACGAUCCUGAACCUGUGUGCCGAGUACAACAAGGCUGACUCGGUGCCGGGGGGAGGAGGCGGGGAGGAGCCUGGCAGGGAGAGAGCCUUCCCUGGGGAGGGGGCCGGCAGGAGGCCCUCCCUGGACAUCCAGACUCGCAGGGGCGCGCAGAGGCAGCGGGAGAGCGAUGAGGAGAACCUCAAAGAGGAGUGCAGCAGCACAGAGAGCACGCACCAGGAGGUGAGGACAGCGAGAGACAGGGACACACGGGAGCACGAGGAGUCCUCUCUAGGGGGCGCUGCAGUGCGGCAGGAGGUUUCCUAUCUGGAGGAAGAGCGUGUGCGGGUGCUGUCCCGCAUCGAUGAGCUCAAGAACAGAGUCACUGAGCUGGAGCAGCAGCUGCAGGAGUCCAAGCAGGAGGCGGAGAUGGAGCGUGCUUUGCUCCAGGGGGAGAGGCAGGCUGAGCUGGAGCAGAUCCACACAGAGAAGGAGAUCAUCGUACAGCUGCAGCAGAAACUGAGCAAGCUGGAGAGCGGAAUACAGCGUGAGAAAGACCAGGAAAGGGCAAAUGUUGAUGCUGAACGAGAAGCUCUAGAAAGGCUCCAGGACGCUUUCUCUGAGUUGAAGAACCAGCUUCAUAACUGCCCCGAGUCACUGAGGGAGCAGUUACAGGACCAGCUCAAAAGGGAAGCAGAGACCUUGGAGUCUGAGACCAAGCUGUUUGAAGACCUUGAGUUCCAGCAGCUGGAGAAGGAGAGCCGUCUGGAGGAGGAGAGAGAGACCAUCAGCCAACAGCUGCUGCAGGAGAAGGCAGAGUACCACAGCAACGUGGCCAAGAGGAAGGAGAAGGUGGCCGCUCUAGAGAGCCAGGCCAGUCAGCUGGGACUGCAGGCAGCCCAGGAGUGUGAGAGACUGGCCAAGGACAGGAACCUGACUGCUCAGCUGCUGCACAAGGAGAAGGAGAGGCUGGCCAGUCUGGAGAAGAGAUACUUCAACCUGACUGGAGGCAGAAGCUUCCCCAAGAGCUCCUCCACCAUGAAAGAGGAAGUGCUUCAUAUCCGCGAGCCUAACGACCUGUUCGAGGAAGCCCACUCCCAGCACCCCCUCCCGGGACUCACUGCUGCUUUGCCUGCUUCAUCCUCGCAAAUCUGUCCCAAGGUGCAAGAGGAGUACAUGAAGCUCUCUGACGUGUUUAAGAUGUAUGGGGACAAUCACUGUGAUGCCCGCCGCUCCACCACAGCUCAGCUCAGCCUCUCGCUCGCCGUACCUCCAGCUGCACACGAGGAGUACGUGACGGUUGGCCAAUUAAACGAGAUCUUCGGGAGGUCAAAGGUUGAGUCUGCCCAAUCGUCCUCCUCCGCUAUCCCAUCGUUCCACUCUGCGGCUGCUGCCUGCUCCUCCUCCUCCUCGCUUGCCCCUGACCCUCAGUCCAAGGCUAUCUCUCUCUCUCUUUCAGCUGAGGCUGCUCAGAGGGGUAGGCCUCAGAUCCCUGCUCUUGAUUUAGAGCAGUGGUACCGGGAGAUCAUGGCCUGUGGGGAGGAGUCUCCCUCCUCCUCUCCCCCUCACAUCCCCCCUCCUCUGCCGGCCAAAUCUCUGUUAGCUCGCAGGCCAGUGCAGAUGUACCGCUCGAAGGUGGACAGCGAUUUCAGCUCCACGUUGCCAAGCAACAAGACUGGCUCCGCCCCUUCAGCGCAGUACAGCGCCUCAACACUAGGGCGCAGCACCCCCACCAAGGGCCCCCUGCUGGUCUAUAACAACACAGGCAGCCUGCCCCGGAACCUGGCCGCUACGAUGCAGGACAUUGAGACCAAGAGGCAGCUGGCUCUGCAGCAGAAAGACCCCUCCAGCGCAGAGACCCCCAAAGGUCAUCAGGUGAUCGAGGAGCAGCGGCGCAGGCUGGCCGAGCUGAAGCAGAAGGCUGCAGUGGAGGCGCAGUGCCAGUGGGAGGCGCUGCACAGCUCUCAGACGCACCUCCCCGGGCCGGUGCACCACUCCAUCCUGCACCACCGCCCCCCGCAGAGCGGAGAGCCCGCCUACGACACGCUGAGCCUGGAGAGCUCUGACAGCGUGGACACCAGCAUCUCCACGGGCAACAACUCGGCCUGCUCGCCAGACAACAUGUCCAGUGCCAGCGGCCUCGACGUAUCCAAGAUCGAGGAGAUGGAGAAGAUGCUGAAGGAGGCUCAGCUGGAGAAGGCCAGGCUCAUAGAGACACGGGAGCGGGAGUCUCAGACCCGCAAACAGAUGCUGGACGAGGAGCGGCGGCGACGGGAGGAGCUGGAGAAGAGACUGCAGGAUGAGACGGUACACCGGCAACAACUCGUGGAGAGGGAGGUGAAGAUGAGAGAGAAAAACUUCUCACAGGCUCGGCCGCUGACCCGCUACCUCCCGAUCCGCAAGGAGCAGUUUGACCUGCGCUCGCACAUCGAGUCCUCCGGGCACAACGUGGAGACCUGCUACCAUGUCAUCCUCACCGAGAAGAUGUGCAAGGGCUACCUGGUCAAGAUGGGCGGCAAGAUCAAGUCCUGGAAGAAGCGUUGGUUCGUCUUCGACCGGCUCAAACGAACCUUCUCCUACUACGUAGAAAAGCACGAGACCAAGCUGAAGGGAGUCAUUUACUUCCAGGCCAUUGAAGAGGUUUACUACGAUCACCUCCGCAGCGCGUCCAAGAAAGGAUUUUUCAAUCUGAAUUUGGUGAAUAUCACAGAGCUGCUCCCAGCUCAGUUUCGGAGAGAGAGCCCAAACCCCUCCCUGACGUUCUGUGUCAAGACUCACGACCGGCUCUAUUACAUGGUGGCCCCCUCUCCGGAGGCCAUGCGGAUCUGGAUGGACGUCAUAGUAACAGGUGCCGAGGGAUACACGCAGUUCCUGAACUGAGGAGGAGCUGUGAGCUGGAGGUCACUCCUCCACUGGAGCCCAGCUGCUGAGUCUUGGACAGCUUGAGCAGAGAUGCAGACUGCUACAGAUUCUACAAGUUUUUUUUUUUAUAUAUAUACAUCAGGAACUUUUUAAAUUUUUUAUAAUAACAAAAAAAAAAGACUUUGUUUUGCUUUUUAAGGGAGGACCCAUGACUGGAUGUCUCGGAAUGCAACUAUAGCAAAUCUAGGCCCAGGGUUUCAAAGCCUGAAGAAAGGACUAGGCCGCUGAUGUCGGUUGUCAAGGGAGAUUUUUUAAAUUUCAUUUGUAUUCUUUUGGAUAGUUUAACAGUCUCCCUUAACAAGAAUUCACACACUGUGACGCUACAUUCUUUUGGGACGUUUUAUUUUUCAAGUAUAUAGACGAUGUUCAACUGGAUUAUUAUACAAGCAACUGAAACAGACAGACAGGGAAAGAGGUGCCAAACCUGGGCUGCAGAGACAAGUUUUUUCCAUGGUACCUAACUUUUUUUUUUUCCAAACAAAGAACAUUUUUACUAUGAAAAUCAAAAAUCCUAUUUAUUAAAGCAGGAGGGCAGUAUAUAUUCCACCAAAGCAGACACACGUUUGGAUGUGCAGCGGGUACUUUUUAUAUAACCCAAGUAAAUAAAUAAAAAAAAAAAAUAGUAACAUGACUUUUAUAGAAAUUCUGUGCGACAGGGUUCACUGUGUCAGACUCGCACACACACAGUGUUUAUGAGGAUUUUGCAUUGACUCUUGUACAGUAUAGUGCAGAUUUACUAUUCAAAACUUCAGAGGGGCCUUGGGAGGAUGUGUGAAAUAUACAUGUUUUUAAACACUACAGGGACAUGGCCUGUGUCCUCAUGAAGUAGGUUUUGUCAGGUUUUCCUACCUUUUUGAGGACUUUUUUGGGCUACACACACACACACACUGACACACACACACACACACACCAACCACAGAAAGUGUGUCAACCCAUCAGAAAGAAGCUCUAAAGGCUGACGCUUGACCUGAGCUCGCUCUCCCCUGCGUGGACGUGGCACACUCCACUGCCAGGCUGGACUGAAUGCAAGACAACAGAGACUGAACAACUGAACGCUGCCUAACGACCUCGCUUUACUGGAGGAGUCCUGAACCUCUCCGGGAACUGUGCCUUUACACUUCACCACGCCAGGGAUUUCUGACUGUAACGCUUGUGCAAGCUCGCUGGACUUCAAGAGACAAAUGAAUAACAAUAAUAAUAAAACUGAUGGCGACUUUGAACGGGGGGCUGACAGCCGUUCUUGGUUCAUGACAUUCAAACUUGUAUAUAGAGGAUAUAUACAAGUAUAUAUUCGUGGUAUACGGUUUUUAAAGUAAAUCACAAGCCCCGACACAAGUAUAUAUUGAAAAUAAAUAGCAAUAAAAUGUGUACAUUUUUUAUAUAAAAUCAGUUAAUUCAGGGAUUAGUUUACCUGGCGGAUCUUUACUUUCCUUGUCAACAGACUGUGCUGCGACGCGGAUUAAUUUCAAACUGAGUUUAUGGCCUCUUAGCAAGUCUGUCAAUUCACAUUCUGUCUGUUUGUUUUCUACAAUUCACAUUCUGUCUGUUUGUUUUCUACAAUUCACAUUCUGUCUGUUUGUUUUCUACAAUUCACAUUCUGUCUGUUUGUUUUCUACAAUUCACAUUCUGUCUGUUUGUUUUCUACAAAUCGCAUUCUGUCUGUUUUCUACCUUUACCGGUUUUAAUGCAGCGGCUACUGGCUGUUUGGAUGAGGCAGACACAGUCAGAUCGGGAACUAGCGUUUCUUGACUAAAUUCGCUCUCAAGGAAAUCUGAGUAAAAAACAUAGAAAUUUGAAAUGAUUUCAGACAUUUUAUAGUUGUUAUAAAGCACGUAUAGGCGGCAGUAUUGUUUGAAUACCCCGAAGCGCAGCCCCGUCCUGAAUUUCAACAGCACAGGAACGUAAGCAGACACGUUCUAAACUAGUCCUGGUAAGCGUGGACAAAAAUAAAUCUCACGCUGAGUAUACCCACGCUAGCAGUGUCUGGGCUGUCUGUUUUGUAUUAUGGAUACCAAUAUGAAUAAAAUGUGCUGAAGUGAGUCUGGUGCCGAAGUUUCCUUUUAAAAUGCAAUUGUUCUGAUGCAGUUUGUAACAUACCAUGCAUAAAAGAAAAUCCUUAUUACUGCAAUGCGUACUGCAAUUGUUAAAAUCGUUCAGAGAUUUGAUUGAGUAGACCUCAUUCUUUCUAUAGUAUUUUUUGUUAUUUUUCAGCAUAAAGAAACAUGAUGUAUGUAUGUGAUUGGUAUGUGUACUGUGUCCUUCAAGCAGGUAUUAAAACACAGCUUUGACUUCCGCCUCCCAAGCCCCUCUGUUCAAACACGUCUGGAGUUUGUGUUGUGAAAGUUCCAAGGUGUUUUUGUUGCUUCUUGUCAAGCCCAUCCAUUAAAGAUGGUUGUAUACACUGCAAGUCACGCAAUAUUAAAGAUGGUUGUAUACACUGCAAGUCACGCAAUAUCUAAUCAGAUGCUUAACUAAUUGAAAUGGGCAACUAAUUGAACCUUUUUUUUAAAGCCAUUAUGAACUCCAGUGCUCUGGGUGAUAUUUAUGUAAAGGGAACAUUGACCUGAAACAGCUUGCUGAACUGUCAAACUUUGGAAACAAGCGUUCAGAAACUUUUGUGUUUUGUAUUUUAAAAAUAAAAUAUCUAUUGGCAAGCGAA